AUGGCGCACGUCGGCCCCGUGCACCGCCGCCAGGGCGUCUACUCCGAGCAGCACUGGGCGCCCAGCAACUACGCGCUCCUCCGCACGCACUUCGCCUACCUCGUGCAGGACGUGCUCGUCGAGGGCACGCUCGUCGAGACGUACCAGGCGCGGCGCGACGUCGACGGCCGCGCGGCGCACUACGUGUUCCAAGUCCCGCCGGGGGCGUCCGUCGUCGACUUUGGCGCCCGAAUCGACGGCCGCGCGCGCGUCCACGCCCGGGUCGACGACACGCGCAGCAGCAGCCCGGACCAAGCGCCGAGCACGGCCGGUGUGCAGGCGUGGAAGCUGGAUCCGAAGCAGCUUUCUUUGCUAAAACCCUGCAAUGGUGAAAAAGUGCUCCAAAUUAGCUUGGGUGCCGUCCCGCCCAGCUCGGUGAUUGAAAUCAGGCAAGAGGACUGGGAUGACUGUAUGGCGAAAUCACAGAAUACUGACACGGCGGGGGGAAAUAGCGUGACGUAUGUGUACGUGAUUGCGAGGGACACGCUGCAAGACUCGGCCCGGCUCAGCAUACCGACAGGCUUCGAGCGCGACGGCGCCUCUCCGAUGGGCGUCGCCGCGAUACCGACUGCCCCGACGGGCCCAAACGCAGUCGCCAUAACCGUCGGCGUCGAGGUCCACGAGGACGACGUGCUGUUCGACCUCAACAGCACGUCGCACCGUGCCACCAUCACCGGCGGCUGGUCCGACGACUCCUUCAAGCCGCUCAGUGCGGCGGCGAAGCGCGCGACGUACAGGAAGUGCAAGUCGUACGUCGAGUUCGUCAGCGACACCUUUCUCCAGCACGACUUUGUCCUCGUGUGGACCGUAUCGACCUCGGACCGGCCCCGCUGCGUCGCCCAGAAACUCGCCGCCCCCGUGCCAGGGCAGCCCGAGACGUGUGCCGUUGCGCUGACGCUCGUUUCCACCGUCGACCUGGAGCCUGCAGAACACGAAUACAUCUUCCUCGUCGACUGCAGUCACAGCAUGGCCGGUCCGCGCAUCACAAUGGCAAACCACGUCGUCAAGACCAUGCUAGCCCAUCUGCCCACCCACCCCAAGUCCUCCUUCAACAUUCACAGCUUCGGCCGCUGGGCAUGGUCCAUCCUGCCCGGCGGCAAGAGCCUCGCCCUGGACGCCCCCAACGUCGCAGCCACCGUGCCGAAGCUCGCCACCACCACCACCACCACGGCCGACGGCAGCGACAUCAGCAACGCCCUGACGGCGGCGCUCAGCCGGCGCCAGCCCGACAAGCCGCGCUGCUCCGUCAUUGUCCUCACCGACGGGGUGAACGUGAGCGGCGUCGCGCAGGCCGUCAAGAGCGUGCGCACAAAGACAACUGAGGCGGCCGCGCAGUCUACGCUGCUGCGCGUCUUCGCCGUUGGCCUCGGCGACGACGCCCGCGGCUUGUGCGAGGGCCUGGCAGGCGCCGGCACCGGCGCGACCCGCUACAUCGCUACAUCGCUUCUGCACGACGGCGACUACGGACGGCGGCAGUCGGCGGCGCUCGUCGAGGCGAUGAACCGCGCGCCGAUCCGCGUGCGGUCGAUCGACUGGGGUUACGGCGGCGGCGUGGCGGUGCACGACCAUCGCAAGCAGCAGGCGCCGCUGCCGACGGACUGGGCGGUGCGCAGCUGCUGGUACUUCAUCCUCCGGCGCGGAGGCACCGCCGCCGCCCUGACGGCCACGAUCCACUACGACGUUGCCGGCAGCGCCGCGUCGGCGCGGACGAUGCAGGUGCCGGCCGCGUUUGCCACCGCGGGGCGUCUUGUGCACGCUAUCGCCGCCCGCACCCUCAUCAAGGGGCUGGAGCAGACGAUGACGACCCUCGCGGACGCGCACGACAAGGACCGCGCCGAGGCGGAAAUUGUGCGGCUCGGCAGGACGUACGGCCUCGCGAGCUCGCAGACGUGCCUUGUCGCCGUGGUGGACGGAGCGGCCAGAAUGACCUAUGGCGCAGGCGGCGGCGGGCAUGGCGGGAGGAGCGUCCUGUCCGGUGUGCCGCUCGGGAGUGGCUUUCGCGCCAGCUUUGUCAAUUUGGGACCGGCCGCUUCGCAGACUGUCGCAGCGGCAUCAACGAGCGCUCCAGACGUGCAGGUGGCGGUCGCCAGGCCAAAGCCGCCGCCGCCAGCGAACGUCCUCGUUGCAUCGGAAGCUCACACGGACAAGGCAGCCGGCACUUCCAAGACGACGAUGACAGCCUCGCCAGCGUGCACGUUCCAGGUUGCUUUUGCGACGCAGACGCUGCCUCAGGGCCAGUUGUUCCUGACGCGCGACGUCGUGGCGCAAGGCUGCGAUGCUCCUGUGCCGGAGACGGCUUGCCGGGACGAGGUGGCGCGCGUGAUUGGCGCGCAGGACGGCAACGGCGCGUUUGACGCGCGCGUCGUGGGGCGCAUCCUGUUUCCGGACACGGGAUGCAUCCCGGCGGUGCCGGCGGUCAUCGCGGCGCUGCGCGGGCGCGAGCGCGACAAGGACCAGAUGUGGCUGGUGCUGUGCGUCAUGGCGUACUUGCGCGCGAGGGCGCCGGGUCGUGAGCGCGAAUGGGCCGACGCGCACGAUAGGGCAACGUACUUUGUCAAGACGAGCCUGUGUUGCGUGUUUGACGUCUUCCCGGGCCGGUCGGAGGAGGUCAUGAGGAAGUCGCUGGCGGCGGCGGAGGGGUGUUUUUGUUGA
Cordyceps militaris CM01 is the source of this 2691-nucleotide messenger RNA. Its product is annotated as von Willebrand domain protein. Bases 1 to 2691 code for a protein of 896 amino acids. The record is from RefSeq and is a predicted model, not a curated record. The transcript has 3 exons. NCBI's taxonomy places the organism in Eukaryota, Fungi, Ascomycota, Sordariomycetes, Hypocreales, Cordycipitaceae.